AUGUACGCAAAGAGCAAUGGCCUUGUAACCUUUGUUGAUGAGACGAGCACGCUACAUAAUCUAUACAACGAGGAGGGCCUAGAAGACAGCAUAUUCGGACCUGAGCGGAAUGUUGAUGGUGCCAUUGACCGCCCCGCAAAGCAUGCGAGCAAAGACAUCAAUGUCCUUAGCACGAUGCCGGACCAUGCUGAUGGGCAGAACUCGGUAGCUUCAAGGGACGGAGACUCCGUGCAACAACACAGUGACUCCGCACGUUCAGAGCAGCUGGAUGGAGCUCCCCCAGCUUGUGCCCUCGGAUCCAGCCCUCGUGCGGAUUUGAACGAGCGCUUGCUUCGGCUCAGCUAUCCCAUCGACCUGUACGCAGACCCUUCAGCGUCCGGUUCGACGGAAGGCCUCGAUACGCCUGGCUUUACGUCAAACUCAGACAUGGCGAUGAUUGACAGCCCACCACCGGCUCCAAGCGGCGACUUCAGCUGCAAUCUGGACAAUCUGGCGACACUUGCACUGUCUAUGCAGCCGCAGAGCACUGACUCUCCCACUUCGCCAACGAUAGGAGCCUUGAAGGAGCUUCCCAGCUACACUUCAGCUGCACGAGCACGUACAGGGACCCGCGCGUUCCCGCUGGAUGAUGUCGAGGAAGGCAAACUGAUGCGACAUUAUAUUGAUAAUCUCGGCCCCUGGUUCGAUACCUGCGACCUGGAACGGACCUUCACCAUCCAAGUCCCCAUUUUGGCUGCAAACUGUCCGACACUUCUGAAUGCAGUCUUUGCACUGUCUUCCAGGCAUCUUGCGGGCACAUCGAACUAUGAUCCCGGUAUCAGCGGGCAAUACCACGAAAGAUGCCUUGAGCACAUGAUCCCGGUGUUGAACGAUCCAGACGCUGUCAUGGACGACGUGUUACUCGCCGCAGCAUGCAUACUGCGAACUUUGGAGGAGCUUGACGUUUCACUUACCGGAACGGACAACGAGAGACACCUACUGGGGACGCAGGUCUUUGUCAAUACUCCGAGAACGCCUGGUGUAAUAUCUUCCCUUCGAGAGGCGGCCCUACAAUGUGCCAUCCGGCAAGAAAUUUGGAUGGCCGUCGUACACCAAAGGCCCAUGAAAAUAUCUUCCGAGCACAGCCGCAUCGACAGGACACUGUCGCCAACCGAUGAUCACGGAGUCUGGGCUUGUCGAAUGGUGCUUUUUUGCGCAGACGUGGUGCAGGCCUGCUUUGGCGAAACGGAGCUGAGCGUCGCGCGGUACUUUGAGCUUCUCAGCUACGACGUGCGAUGGCUCGCCAGCCGCCCGGUCUCUUGGCAACCGUUUGUUCACAGGCCUGCGGACCGCAGUAAAGGCGAAGUCUUCCCCCAGCUAUGGCUCAUGAACGAUGCCAUGGUCUUGGGAACACUUCACCACCAUCUCGCACGCCUUCUGCUCGCUUGCUUCAACCCGACAAUUCCUCGUGUGGGCCUGGGCCACAAGUCUGCUCUCCGGGCCGCCGAUGAAGAAAUCCGCUCCCACAUCUCGGACAUAUGCGGGCUUGCCCUCUCCAACCGCCAGACCGCCUCGGCCACGUUCACGGCUUCUAUCGCUAUCACCAUGUGCGGAGACCGCUUCACGGACCGUCUCGAGCAGGAGGGCUUACUUUCAGUUCUUGAGAUUACGGAGAAGAACCAUGCGUGGCCCACGCGCGGCGCAGAGGCUAUGCUGAGGAGUGGAUGGGGGUGGGUCUGA
Coniosporium apollinis CBS 100218 is the source of this 1719-nucleotide messenger RNA. RefSeq lists its product as uncharacterized. The transcript is spliced from 5 exons. The record is from RefSeq and is a predicted model, not a curated record. Gene Ontology annotation, biological process: positive regulation of transcription by RNA polymerase II. Gene Ontology annotation, molecular function: transcription cis-regulatory region binding; DNA-binding transcription factor activity. The coding region runs from base 1 to 1719 and encodes 572 amino acids. Gene Ontology annotation, cellular component: nucleus. Lineage: Eukaryota; Fungi; Ascomycota; Dothideomycetes.